Messenger RNA from Physeter macrocephalus (sperm whale), 3067 nucleotides. It is a transcript of the gene SRF, whose product is annotated as serum response factor. The transcript is spliced from 8 exons. The record is from RefSeq and is a predicted model, not a curated record. Lineage: Eukaryota; Metazoa; Chordata; Mammalia; Artiodactyla; Physeteridae. Gene Ontology annotation, biological process: positive regulation of transcription by RNA polymerase II. Gene Ontology annotation, molecular function: serum response element binding; protein dimerization activity; DNA-binding transcription factor activity, RNA polymerase II-specific. The coding region runs from base 324 to 1931 and encodes 535 amino acids.
CGUGGUCCCGGCCCCCUCCACCCGCAGUCUCGGCCUCGGCCAGCAGCCCCUGCCCCCCGGGGGACGCUGACGGCCGCCGGGCGCGCCGCCCUAGCGUACGGACAGGGGGCGCUCCGCGCGGCCUGGGGCAACCCGGGCCACAGGGGCAGGAAAGUGAGGGCCCAGGUCAGCCCGGGCGUGCAGGGGCCCCGGGUUCGCAGCGGCGGCAGCGAUAGCGGCACUAAGCAGCAGCGGGAGCGCCGGGUUGAGCCGGGAAGCCGAUGGCGGCGGCGGCGGCUCCGAUUCCUCGCUGACUGCCCGUCCGCCCUCCUACUUUGAGCGCCAUGUUACCGAGCCAAGCUGGGGCCGCGGCGGCGCUGGGCCGGGGCUCGGCCCUGGGGGGCAGCCUGAACCGGACCCCGACGGGGCGGCCAGGCGGUGGAGGCGGCGGCGGGACUCGCGGGGCUAACGGGGGCCGGGUCCCCGGGAACGGCGCGGGGCUCGGCCCGGGCCGCCUUGAGCGGGAGGCUGCAGCAGCAGCGACAACCACCCCGGCGCCCACCGCGGGGGCCCUCUACAGCGGCAGCGAGGGUGACUCGGAGUCGGGCGAGGAGGAGGAGCUGGGCGCGGAGCGGCGCGGCCUGAAGCGGAGCCUGAGCGAGAUGGAGCUCGGCGUGGUGGUCGGUGGGCCCGAGGCGGCGGCGGCGGCCACAGGGGGCUACGGGCCGGUGAGCGGCGCAGUGAGCGGGGCCAAGCCGGGUAAGAAGACUCGGGGCCGCGUGAAGAUCAAGAUGGAGUUCAUCGACAACAAGCUGCGGCGCUACACGACCUUCAGCAAGAGGAAGACGGGCAUCAUGAAGAAGAAACCAAGGCUGCUUCCAGUGGGUUGUGGAACUUUGUUGGGAGUGAGGAUGCUACCUAUGGGGCCAUCCUUGAAGGCCUAUGAGCUGUCCACGCUGACAGGGACACAGGUGCUGUUGCUGGUGGCCAGUGAGACAGGCCAUGUGUAUACCUUUGCCACCCGCAAACUGCAGCCCAUGAUCACCAGUGAGACUGGCAAGGCACUGAUUCAGACCUGCCUCAACUCGCCAGACUCUCCACCCCGCUCAGACCCCACCACAGACCAGAGAAUGAGUGCCACGGGCUUUGAAGAAACAGAUCUCACCUACCAGGUGUCGGAGUCCGACAGCAGUGGGGAGACCAAGGAUACACUGAAACCGGCCUUUACUGUCACCAACCUGCCGGGUACCACCUCCACCAUCCAGACAGCACCCAGCACCUCUACCACCAUGCAAGUCAGCAGCGGCCCCUCCUUUCCCAUCACCAACUACCUGGCACCAGUGUCUGCUAGCGUCAGCCCCAGCGCUGUCAGCAGUGCCAACGGGACUGUGCUGAAGAGUACAGGCAGCGGCCCUGUUUCCUCUGGGGGCCUCAUGCAGCUGCCUACCAGCUUCACCCUGAUGCCUGGUGGGGCAGUGGCCCAGCAGGUCCCAGUGCAGGCCAUUCAGGUGCACCAGGCCCCACAGCAAGCGUCUCCCUCUCGCGACAGCAGCACAGACCUCACGCAGACCUCCUCCAGCGGGACAGUGACGUUGCCCGCCACCAUCAUGACAUCAUCUGUGCCCACAACUGUGGGAGGCCACAUGAUGUACCCCAGCCCCCAUGCAGUGAUGUAUGCACCCACCUCGGGCCUGGCUGAUGGCAGCCUCACCGUGCUCAAUGCCUUCUCUCAGGCACCAUCCACCAUGCAGGUGUCCCACAGCCAGGUCCAGGAGCAAGGUGGCGUCCCACAGGUGUUCCUGACAGCGCCAUCUGGGACAGUGCAGAUCCCUGUUUCUGCAGUUCAGCUUCACCAGAUGGCUGUGAUAGGGCAGCAGGCCGGGAGCAGCAGCAACCUCACCGAAUUACAGGUGGUGAACCUGGAUGCCGCCCACAGCACCAAGAGUGACUGAUCCGCCCUGCCGCCCUGGACAGAUGGCCCAAGGGACGGCACCACUUAUUUAUUGUUGCCUUUUCACGUUUUCUUUACACACAUGUUGACGGGCCGCAGGAGGGAGGCGGGGAGGAGCAGUGGGCAGCCACAGGACUGAGCCCUCUCACUCCAGCCAAAGAAAUGGGCCAGCCUGCCCUCCACCCCAUCCUCCCUCACCCUCCCCUCCUUCUAGCUCCACCUCCCAUCUCUGUUGAUGGUGGGGCUGUCCUGCCUCCUCAGACUCCCCUUGCCAGCUUGGCUCCGUGUUUGCCAUGAGUAUUAGCUUACCCAAUGGGACCGUGCUCCCCCUCCCACACACAGGUCUCUGUGGGACGAGGCACUGUGUCCCCCUGAGGAAGCAGUCGGGGUCCUCUCCCCAGCCUCCUUGCUGACCCCAUGUCAGCUCUGCGUCUGCCACAGGCUGGGUCAAAAGAGCCCUAACCCUGCCCCUCAGGGAGCCAGCUGGGGAGAUGGGGCUUCUUCCCUCAAGACUUGCCCGUGCCGGUGGCCCCUGCAGCUCCUGAGUAGUGGGGCCUGUGCACGGAGCAGAUUCCUGGGGUGACCUGCCCUGCCCUGCCGCUCCCCUCGGAACUCCGGGGGAUACUGGGUUGGAGGGAACCACCGGUGUUCCCUCUCCCCCUGUCUUCCCCCCCUCCUCCCAGCUGCUUUACUUAAAGUUGAUUUUGAACUUUUUAUUUGAGGAGACGAAGUGAAAACAAAUCUAUAAAUAUAUAUUUUUAAAAUAUUUAACUUUUUUUUAUGGCGUUUUUCUCAUUCCCCUCCCUGCCCAAGCUCCCCUUCCCUGGGGAGCCCUGGGGCUCCCUGGAGCUGGCUGGGCUUCUGGGGACAGAGCCGCCCCUUGAGCUCGGGGCCCGCCAGUGUGUGGGGGAGAUGCUGGGAUUGCCCGGUCCUGGGUUGUUUCCAGGAGAAAACCGGGGGAGGGGCCCUCAGGCCAUGCCCCAACGGGGUGGGGAGGGUGACCCACAGCUCUGGGCCUCUUUUUGUCCUUCAGGGCUGUUGCUAGGGAGAGGGAAAAGGGAGACCAAAUGUGGGGAUGGGGGUGGGAGGGCGUCAGAGGCAACCGACUUCAUUUGUGCCACACGCAUGGGCAUUGCA